AGCUGAGCCCGAUGUUUGCCUCAGCGAUCUUGGACAGAAGGUGAGCUCAGUUAGGUUUUGACAGCGGAACGCGUAGGUACAGCGAAACGGGUAGCAACGGGAAAGUGGGUUUAGUGUAGAACAGAACAGACCACGAAGUACAGAACAAAAAAAUUAUAAAACGAACUACAGACGAUUUGUUAAACAGUUUACCUUAAAAGAAAAGAAACCAAAACCGAAAGUUUAAGUUGUGUUUAUGUUUGAUCGUUGAGUUAUUGUUAUUUCGAAAGUUAAACGAGCGUUAUUUAUGAGACACUGAGACCGAAAUCCAAAGAAAUCGUAACCAAGUUAAACGGAAAAUCCAGAAAACACAAGUUCGAAAAUGUCUUUCUCCAAGGCCAAGUUGAAGCGUUUCAAUGACGUUGAUGUGGCCAUCUGUGGAUCGCCAGCUGCGUCCAACAGCUCGGCGGGAUCGGCGGGCAGUGCCACGCCCACAGCGACGACGGCGACAGCCGCUGCUCCGCCCACCGUUCAGCCGGAACGCAAGGAGCAGAUCGAGAAGUUCUUCAAGGACGCCGUGAGAUUUGCCUCCAGCUCCAAGGAGGCCAAGGAGUUUGCUAUUCCCAAGGAGGACAAGAAGUCGAAGGGAUUGCGCCUGUUCCGUACUCCCUCGUUGCCGCAGCGCCUGCGUUUUCGUCCGGCUCCCAGUCACACGGAUGCGGCGGCCAGCGGAAGCGGAAGUGGCGCCUCCACGGCGGCUUCUACUCCCCUCCAUUCGGCAGCCACCACUCCCGUGAAGGAGGCCAAGUCCGCCAGCCGGCUGAAGGGCAAGGAGGCACUGCAGUUCGAAAUUAGGCACAAGAACGAGCUCAUCGAGAGCCAGCUAAGUCAACUGGACGUACUGCGUCGCCAUGUGGAGCAGCUGAAGGAGGCCGAAGCCAAGAUGCGCGAGGAGCACGAGCUGGCCACCACCAAGACGGAUCAGUUGAUCGAGGCUCUGACCAAUGAGAAUCUGUCGUACAAGACCCUGAACGAGCAGCUGGGUCAGGAGCACGCUGAUCUCCUGGAGCGUUUGGCCGCCAUGGAGCAGCAGUUGCAGCAGCAGCGCGAGGAGCAUGAAAGCCAGGUGGAGACGCUCGUUGCCGAGAGCGAGGCACUGCGUCUGGCCAACGAGCUGCUGCAGGCGGCCAACGAGGAGCGCCAGGUGGUGGAGCAGCAGCUUCAGGCCCAACUGGCUGCCCUGCAGGCGGACGUGGCCCAGGCCCGAGAGCACUGCAGCCUGGAGCAGGCCAAGACGGCGGAGAAUAUCGAGUUGGUGGAGAAUCUCCAAAAGACCAAUGCCUCCCUGCUGGCCGAUGUGGUCCAGCUGAAGCAGCAGAUCGAGCAGGAUGCCUUGUCCUAUGGCCAGGAGGCCAAGAGCUGCCAGGCGGAGCUGGAGUGCCUGAAGGUGGAGCGUAAUACACUGAAGAACGACCUGGCCAACAAGUGCACCCUCAUCCGCUCUCUGCAAGAUGAACUCCUCGACAAGAACUGCGAGAUCGAUGCCCACUGCGACACCAUCCGGCAGCUGUGCCGGGAGCAGGCCAGGCACACGGAGCAGCAGCAGGCGGUGGCCAAGGUGCAGCAGCAGGUGGAGAGCGACCUGGAGGGCGCCGUGGAGCGCGAGAAGAGCUACUGGCGCGCCGAGCUGGACAAGCGCCAGAAGCUGGCCGAGAAUGAGCUGAUCAAGAUCGAGCUGGAGAAGCAGGAUGUGAUGGUGCUGCUGGAGACCACCAAUGAUAUGCUGCGCAUGCGCGAUGAGAAGCUGCAGAAGUGCGAGGAGCAGUUGCGAAACGGCAUCGACUACUACAUCCAGUUGAGCGAUGCACUGCAGCAGCAGUUGGUGCAGCUGAAGCAGGACAUGGCCAAGACGAUCACCGAGAAGUAUAACUACCAGUUGACUUUGACCAACACCAGGGCCACCGUGAACAUCCUGAUGGAGCGUCUCAAGAAAUCCGAUGCCGAUGUGGAGCAAUACCGCGCCGAACUGGAGUCUGUGCAGUUGGCCAAGGGAGCCUUGGAGCAGAGCUACUUGACCCUACAGGCGGAUGCGGAGCAACUGCGUCAGCAGCUGACCGAAAGCCAGGAGGCACUCAGCUCCCUGAGAUCCUCCUCCCAGACGCUGCAGAGCGAGGUAUCGUUGAAGGAGUCCCUGCUCCAUGAGCUGCUCGCCGGCGAGGCGGAGACAUUGGCUAAAUUCAAUCAGAUUGCAAACUCGUUCCAGGAGCGCAUCGAUGGCGACGCCCAGCUGGCCCACUACCACGAGCUGCGGCGCAAGGACGAGACGCGCGAGGCCUACAUGGUGGACAUGAAGAAGGCCCUGGAUGAGUUCGCCACCGUGCUGCAGUUCGCCCAGUUGGAGCUGGACAACAAGGAGCAGAUGCUGGUAAAGGUGCGCGAGGAGUGUGAGCAGCUGAAGCUGGAGAACAUUGCCCUCAAGUCCAAGCAGCCGGCAUCGGCUGCCUCCCUGCUGGGCACCCCUGGCAAGGCCAACCGAUCGAACACAACCGAUCUGGAGAAGAUCGAGGAUCUGCUGUGCGAUCCGGAGCUGCGUUCCGACUGCGACAAGAUCACCUCGUGGCUGCUCAACACCUCGGAGAAGUGUGUGCGCCAGGACAGCACCAGCGAGAUCAGCGAACUCCUGUCCGCCGGCAAGUGCUCCCCGCGUCCCGCCCCCCGUACUCCCAAGGCGGCGACGCCGCACAGUCCGCGCACACCCCGCACCCCGCGAACCCCCCGUUCGGCUGCCAGUACGCCCAAGAAGACCGUCCUGUUCGCCGGCAAGGAGAACGUGCCCAGUCCGCCCCAGAAGCAGGUGCUCAAGGCACGCAACAUCUAGGCUAUUCCUUUGUACCAACUACCUACUAUUAUAAAUUAUAUACCUUAGCUAAGAUUCUGAUUUGAAAUAUAUUCAAUACACGUUGCAUACAACAUAACAAGGCCAGAGGUGUUUUUGAAAUCUCUUUCGAACGAACCACGACUAAAUUCCAAAUCUUGUUGUUUUUUAAUCUCUGGUUCUUAUUCGGGAAAUUUGAUAUAUUAGAGGUGUUUAUCAUCUCGAAUCUUAUUCAGUGAACUAUUCUUUUAAAUGUCUUUUGAAACAUCCUUCAAAUCAAAUAUCUUUUGCAAAAUCCAAUGAAAUUUGAUAUGUUUAUAUUAAUCUGUUUACAAAGGUGUCGAAAAAUUCUCUGUAUGUUGGUCUUAGUCCCUCCUGUUCUUCGAAAAAAUUUGAUAUUAGUAAACCCUCCCUCCAAUGCUAAGAAAAUGAUUUUUAUGUAUCAACUAUAUUAUGCAUUUAUUUACACCCCUCAUAAAUAAAAGUAAUUUUCAUUUUCAAACUAGUUUUAUAUUUCGUUCUCAAGGUGUACAGUUUCAUAGUUUUAUUCAAAGUAAACUUUAUUUCCCAAAGUCGUAAUUUCUUAUAUAUAUAAACCUUUUUUAAAGGCUGUACCCAAACAAUGUGGAAAUUGUUUACGCUUUUCUUGACAACCCCGAGGGACUCGUUUUGAUUUCGAUCGUCGACUGCGAUGGCAUUUUCUCAGGCUGAACCUUCUCCAGGAAGGGGUGAAUCCAUCCAUGCAAUCCGAUGGAAUCUUGCGACGCUGAUUACGCACACGUGGCCCUUGGCACGGUCUUAUUUCCCUGGUUACUCGAUGGGAACGGACUGACCUCCUCCUUAAUACCUCAGUUCCUUAGUUCCUCAGGCGAAACGGAACAGCUGCGCAUGCGCCUGCGCUUCCUCCUCAAGGGUGGUUUAACCUUCUUUAGUACAAGACCGAAAACGAAGGGAAAUACCCAUGCACCACCGACAAUAACAACCACUGGUAGCUGCAAGUUCGCUUCAUUAAUUGUGACUUAAGCCUGUUGACGGGGUUUUCCCUUCACCUUUUUUGUUUUUCCGCUCUCCUCCUUUUCCUUCCCCUUAAAAAUCCCUGGCAAGCGGCCUUUUGUCUUGUUCCGCAUAAUGGCCGCUUAUGACCUUUGACAUUUUCUGCAAUGCUCACAAUGCCCUGGGCAAGGUAAGUGAAGACUUGCCCAAGACGUGGAUUUAUUCCUCAUUGUGCAUACAGCUAUACAGCUGUACCCUUACCUUAUACCAUAUACCGUAUACAGUACCUCGGGCAGCUGCAUCAACAAUU
Molecule: messenger RNA, 4157 nt
Organism: Drosophila subpulchrella
Lineage: Eukaryota; Metazoa; Arthropoda; Insecta; Diptera; Drosophilidae
Gene: mira
Product: CAP-Gly domain-containing linker protein 1
Exons: 1
Coding region: 362-2857 (831 amino acids)
Source: RefSeq, a predicted model, not a curated record